AUGCCCUCCCUCGUGAAGAAUGUCGUUAAUUGGGGCGCACAUCUUCGCUCCUCAUCCACCGCAAGUCCGAGCAACAAGAACCCAAACGUCAACAACGCCCCUCCACCAGUCGAUCUCUGCGAGAUAUGCGGCAAGAAGCCCAAAUUCGUCGAUAAAGGUUUCAAGCACCCCUAUUGCAGCAGAAGCUGCGCCCGAAACGUCCAAGGUCCAAACGGGCCCACCGCCUGCACACUCCGCGGGUGCCGAGCAACAGGAAAACCAGCGUUUGCCGGGUUCUGUUCUGACCUUCACGCAAAGGAAGGCGUAAGAGUGGGUUUGGUGCCUGCCUGUGAUCAAUGCAAGACCCAGCCGCGGAGUGUCGGUUCCUUCUGUAUUCCUUGCGAACGGCAGACGAGGGGUGGUCCGCGAUUGAGAGAGCUAAAUCCUGAUGGAGCUGCGUUCAAGAACUUGAGGGCCCAGUUCUUUAGCGAGUGGGAGGCACCAGGAUCGACGUCAAGUCCCACAUUCGAGAAGGCGUACGAGGUGAUUUUGCCUAGAGAAUUCCGCACACGCCAUGAUCAAUACAGAUCGAUGAACCCACAGCUCACCGAAAUCCGAAGCUUCCACUCCUCCCAAUGUAUCUGUGAUUUGGGCUACAAAGACUCCGUUCUCUGCAACUUCAAGUCUUGCGGCAUCUGCUGCACCGUCAAGUCCGGCUUCAAGGCCUUUGCCUUCGGGGCGCCGUUCAACAAGGGUCGAUUCGGAGAUGGGAUUUACUCGUACCGCAAUCCAGCGUUGGCGGAUCGAUUUGCAACGUCCUGUACAUCAUCCCCGUUCCGAGUGAUGAUUGCCUGUGAUGUCUCCGUUGAACCUGGACAAUGUUCGGAUGACGACCAAGAGUCGCUGUUUGUGCCAGUCGCUGAUGGGAUCCUCCCUGCGUAUGUCAUCAUGUACACCAAGUGA
Molecule: messenger RNA, 942 nt
Organism: Coprinopsis cinerea okayama7#130
Lineage: Eukaryota; Fungi; Basidiomycota; Agaricomycetes; Agaricales; Psathyrellaceae
Exons: 7
Coding region: 1-942 (313 amino acids)
Source: RefSeq, a predicted model, not a curated record